CAGCCAUCAUUGAAAGAUUCUUUUGCCGAUUCCUUGACGGGCAAGGACCAGAUCCAGCCCGAGGCCUUCUUGACCAGUGGUGCAGAUUUACGGAAUAACUUGAUAGACUUGUUGCGUCCUGUGGAGGUGUACACCACAGAGGACAGCGACGAGGAGUGGUAGAUGGGUAAGUCAGGGGGAGCUAGAGGUGUAUAAAACAUGGGAGUUAGAGGUGUACAACACAUGGGAGUUGGAGGUGUACAACACAUGGGAGCUAGAGGUGUACAACACAUGGGAGUUGGAGGUGUACAACACAUGGGAGUUGCAGGUGUACAAAACAUGAGAGUUGCAGGUGUACAACGCAUGGGAGUUGGAGGUGUACAACACAUGGGAGUUGGAGGUGUACAACGUACACCACAUGGUAGUUAGAGGUGUACAACACAUGAUAGUUAGAGGUGCACAACACAUGGUAGUUAGAUGCGGUCAACACAUGAGAGUUAGAGUUGUACAACACAUAGGAGUUAGAGGUGUACAACAAAAUCUAGUUAAAUGUGUAAAAACAUGGAGUUAAUCGUUUUACAACACAUUGUAGUUAGAGUUGUACGAAGUGUACUACACAAGAGAAAGAGGUGUAUAACACACUAGAUUCAGAUGAGCAGUUGUAGCUUGGGUACUUGGCAGAAAAGGUGUAUACGUAGGACUCAGAGCUGUACUCACUUUCAUAUUUGUACACACCUUUAGAGUUGUACACACCUUCAGAGUUGUAAACGCCUUCAGAGUUGUACAUACUUUCAGAGUUGUACACACUUUCAGAGUUGUACACACCUUCAGAGUUGUACACAUUUUCAGAGAUUUAUAAACCUUCAGAGUUGUACACACCUUCAGAAUUGUACACAUCUUCAGAGUUGUACACACCUUCAGAGUUGUACACACCGUCCGUUAGAGGUCUCCCCGUCUGAUUCAGGCUGCAGUAUUUUGUUCAAUAAUACUUUGAACCCGUCAAACAAUCUUGAUACAGACUUCAUAUUCUUCCAAUGUCCCAUGGCAACAUAAGAAAUAAGUAAUCAUAAUGAUAAAUGAACUAAUCACAAUUUUAAAAACUAACAUGAAAUGUUCUACGUAAUCAACAAUAUUCACUUAUCAGAUGUGUUAUGUAAUUAAUAUUCUUCACUUAUUACAUGUGUUAUGUUAUCAACACCAGUCACUUCUAACAUGUGUUAUGUAAUCAAAACUCGUCACUUGUUAAAUGUGUUAUGUAAUCAACACUAUGUAGAGUUCAUAAAAUUAUAAAUCAGAGGCGUAGCGAGGGUGUUUGGUGCCCGGGGACAAGAUCCAUUUUAAAGCGCCCCUUUUUCUUUUUUUCAACUCUCAAACCCAUUAUUUUCAUCAAUAAAAUAAUAUCAAAGCACAUUUUGGCGCCCCUAACUAGCUGGCGCCCGGAGCAUCUGUUCCCCCUACCCCCCUCGCUACGCCUCUGUUAUAAAUUGUUUCCUUUAUAAUCAAGUAUAUUUAUUGGUUUUUUUUUUUUUUAAAUAAAAAAGAAAACAUUAAACAAUGCUCCGACAAUUUGAUUUCUGAGACAGUCUAAAACUAACUUGGAAAUAUGUCUUCUCUAAACAGACUACCCCCCACCAGGUUCCGGUGUGUGGUAAACCAGGGCGCCACUGCCACCGAAUGGACCAAGCCAACCGCUUGUACCUAAGCAUUGAGAAGUGUUACUGCUGCCAACAACAUGACCGUGACGUCACCUUAACGGGCUUCGUGCUUUUGGCCGCAUAUAGUAUAUGAUGUCAUGCAUACCUCACCCUGAAAUUGAUGAAUACGGUUUCCAUCUAUUUUGAAUUAUUCAAACCAUUACAGCAACUAGCAGUCCCGCCUUGUUUUUCCCCCGAAGAUUUUAAAAUUUUUAAAUAAAUUAUAAAAAAAUAUAUAAUAAUUUUUAAAUAAAUUAUAAAAAAAUAUAUAAUAAUUUUUAAAAAAAGGGCUGUUGAAGUGGAUGAAAGAAAUUAAUUUGUAUACAAUAGGAAAAUUUAUCGUCACUACUGGACAUGAAAAGAAUUCUGUUUCUCUCUUGUAAACGAUUUACACUAAAUCAUCCUAGUUGAAUAUGUGUGUUUGUUAAAAUAAGAAAAAUCGUAUGAAAAUAUUUGCUGACAUUUUUAUUUAGAAAAUACCAAGAGACAAAGAGCAAACAAAAUUACCUUUAAAAAUUAGAACAAAAAUGAAUCAAGGGAAGUAAGGGGAAUCUAAUAUUCUCAAUUACUUUUUUCUAUCACCUCCCUUGCUCAAGAAAAGGGGGAAAAAAUAUUAUUAUUAUUAUUAUUUUUUUGAAGAAGAAGUUUUAACUUUAAUAUAGUAGUGAAGUCAUCUUGCCAUCUCAUAACACACUGACCCCUUGACCUAUUGACCUAGAUGUUUCAAUGCUAAGAUCUAAACAAGCCCCCCUGUUAUGACGUCAUUUUAUGCCAUGCCAAUCUUGGAAUUACCUGGAAACAAUAAUAAAUCUUGUUGGUCAUGACAUCAGCAACGCUUUC
Messenger RNA from Lymnaea stagnalis (great pond snail), 2513 nucleotides. The record is from the annotation of a GenBank genome assembly. Lineage: Eukaryota; Metazoa; Mollusca; Gastropoda; Lymnaeidae.